Kluyveromyces lactis is the source of this 555-nucleotide messenger RNA. RefSeq names its product NEDD8-conjugating protein UBC12 (gene UBC12). Bases 1 to 555 code for a protein of 184 amino acids. NCBI's taxonomy places the organism in Eukaryota, Fungi, Ascomycota, Saccharomycetes, Saccharomycetales, Saccharomycetaceae. The record is from RefSeq and is a predicted model, not a curated record. The transcript has a single exon.
AUGCUCAAACUUCGAGCUCUAGCAGAGGCCAAGGCGAAAGCUAAGGAAGGGCAGGGACAAGAAACUACACCACAAGUCAUCAAGCCAUCAUUGAUAAGACUUAAGAAGGAUUUAGAGAACAUCGAUCUCUCAGAACAGAUAUGUGAAUAUACUACAUAUUUAGAUGAGAAUCCAAUGAGGGUCAAUCUGGCAAUUAAGCCAGAUAUCGGCUACUAUGCUGGUGGGACAUAUUACUUCAAUGUAUUCAUUAAGGAUACUUACCCGAUGGAACCACCAGUGGUGAAAUGCAUGCAUAGGAUAUACCAUCCUAAUAUCGAUAUAGAUGGGAACGUGUGUUUGAAUCUCCUUAGAGAGGACUGGACACCAGCAUUAGAUAUUCAAAGUAUCAUCAUCGGGAUACUUUUCCUAUUCCAUGAACCAAAUGGUAGGGAUCCCUUGAAUAAAGAUGCAGCAAAGACGUUAAUUGAAGAUCCAUUACGGUUCGAAAAUAAGGUGAACCACAGCUUAAGAGGGAACAAUAUAGAUGGAGUUUGGUAUGAUAAAAUAAUUUAUUAA